CUUUCACUCUAUCUGAUUUUAACUUAACACCCAACCAUCGAAGUCAAAAUCAUCUCAUCAUCUUCAGCAUCCAAUUUAUUAGUGUUUGGACAAUUGGAAUGUUACCCAUAUGGACUUUUGACUGUUUGGAUCUUGGAUUUUGAGUAGGAAUUUGUGGACAGAAAGGAAAGGGGAAGGAAAAGGUUAAAAUUCACUAGUCAAACACACAACCUAAGUAAACAUUUUUUAAGUAAACUAAAUAGUGAACAAAAAAACCCUGCCUUUGGACAGUUCAAGAAAUGAAGAAGAGGGGGCAUUCAGGUAAAAACACCUUCAACUUGUCCUUUAUCCCUCUGCCAAUCUGUCCACAGACACUCACUCACUCACCAAUAAUAUUUCCCCCUCCUAGAUUUGAGAGAGAGAGAGAGAGAGAGAGAGAGAUGGCUAGUAGUGGUGUUACUAGUCCAAAAUACCAGUUCUUGUUGUAUGCUCUUCAGUUUCUCCUUUUGUUGAUGCAAAACAAAGUUGAGUGCUACCAAUACAAGGUAGGAGAUUUAGAUGCUUGGGGCAUACCCACUUCAUCAAAUCCACAUGUCUACACCAACUGGGCCAAGUCCAACAAUCAUAUAUUCACCAUUGGAGACUCUCUAAUGUUCCUAUACCCACCAAGUCAAGAUUCAGUUAUUCAAGUCACAGAGCAAUCAUACAGCACCUGCAAUCUUAAAAAUCCAAUCUUGUACAUGAACAAUGGCAAUUCCCUUUUUAACAUCACCAAAGCAGGAGAGUUUUACUUCACCAGUGGCGUAAAGGGUCAUUGCGAGAAAUCCCAGAAACUCCAUGUUUCUGUUGCUGGAAAUGCGUCUUCAAUAGCAUUCUCACCCUCUCAUGGUCCAGCAACUGCACCUUCUUACCCUAACGUGUUUGGCUCCAUCCCAAUGGCGCCUUCCUCUUCGCUUCCCUCUACAUCAUCAUCGUCAUCGCUGCUAACUACUAGUCCGGUGGUUAUCUCGUUUUCGGCUUCCAUUGGAUUCUUCUUGAUGUGUGCACUGGUCAGUGGCAGCAUAUAAGAUUAAGAGGACAUUAUGGUAAUUUCACAUCUCAUAAAAAUGAAUAUCCAGUUGACAUUGAUUUUUUUGUAACCAUUUAUUAUUCCAAUAUGUCUAUCUUCCCUUUAUGAAGUGGGUUUUCUGGUUAGUUCCGUGAAUAUUUUUGUAUUUUGAUCAAUCUGAUUUUAUUUUUCCCUGGAAAAUUAAGAGACUAAGAGGGUAAGAGUUUGAAUCUAGUAAGGAGUGUUAUGCUUCUCUAA
Messenger RNA from Camellia sinensis, 1285 nucleotides. Its product is annotated as early nodulin-like protein 8. Gene Ontology annotation, molecular function: electron transfer activity. Gene Ontology annotation, cellular component: plasma membrane. Lineage: Eukaryota; Viridiplantae; Streptophyta; Magnoliopsida; Ericales; Theaceae. The record is from RefSeq and is a predicted model, not a curated record.